CCACCGCGCGACCCCACACGGGGACCACGGACACCGCCCAGGAGGGCCCGACCCCCCGGCCACCCCUGGGGCCCGAAUCCAGCAGCACCGGGGAAUUGUCGGAGUUCCAACCCGAGACAGAAAGGGCCCCAACCGAGUUUGGCGCCGCCCAACUACAAGACCCCAACCUUGCCCAGGCCUGGAAGGCUGCAGCAUAUAUCGAGGGCGUCCCACAAGACGGGGUGAGUAGACCGGCCCUACCCUAUUUCCAAGUACAGAAUGGCUUCCUGUAUCGUGUCUGCAGGAUCAACGAUGAGAAGGUGGAGCAGCUGCUGAUACCCCAGACGCACACCUCCAAGGUACUAUAUCUUGCCCACACCCACCUGUUGGGGGCGCACCUAGGGCGCGAGAAGACGCAGGAGCGGAUUAUGGCCCGCUUCUACUGGCCGGGCGUCAAGAGGGCUGUAGAGGACUACUGCCGGCAGUGUGCGACGUGCCAACUGCACAGCCCGAAGGUAACAUAUCGCAACCCCCUGAUACCCCUCCCCAUCAUAGAUGUGCCCUUUCGCAGGAUUGCCAUGGACAUAGUGGGACCCCUACCCAAGUCUAGCCGGGGCCACCGCUACAUCCUGGUGAUCCUAGACUACGCCACCCGAUACCCGGAGGCGGUGCCGUUACGGGCCGCGACAGGGAAAAGUGUCGCGAGAGAGCUUUUCCUGCUGUUUAGCCGGGUGGGGAUAGCAGAGGAGGUGCUGACUGACCAGGGGUCCUGCUUCAUGUCUGGGGUGAUGAAGGAAAUGUGCAAACUGCUACACAUCAACCAAAUGAGGACGUCAGUCUACCACCCCCAAACGGAUGGGCUGGUGGAACGGUUCAACAAGACCCUGAAGAUGAUGAUGAGGAAGAUGAUAACCACCGACGGUAAGGACUGGGAUCACCUACUGCCUUAUUUAAUGUUUGCCAUACGUGAGGUCCCCCAGGCAUCCACAGGAUACGCCCCCUUCGAGCUACUCUACGGGAGGCGGCCCCGAGGGCUCCUGGACCUCGCCAAGGAGGCCUGGGAACAGCAGCCGUCCAGACAGCGCUCCCUGGUGGAGCAUGUGGUUGACAUGGACCAACGGAUGGCGCGCAUCUGGCCGAUGGUCCGGGAGCACAUGACCCAGGCCCAGGCAGAGCAGGCCAGGCUGUACAACCGGAAUGCCCAGGUGCGUGAGUUCCAGCCCGGAGACAAGGUGAUGGUCCUGAUCCCCACGAGUGAAUGUAAGUUUCUGGCCAAAUGGCAUGGCCCCUACGAGGUGGUGGCCAAGGCGGGGCCCGUCAAUUACACCGUCCGACAAGUAGGGAGGAGACACACCCUCCAACGGUACCAUGUCAACCUGCUGAAAAAAUGGCAUGAACCUGUGCACGUCUCUGCUCACUCAUGUCUGACCACAGGGGGCGCCACCGGACCACCGGAGGUGACCACGGGAGACCAGUUGACGGAUAGACAGCGCCAAGAUCUCCGGGAGAUGGUAAGCCGGCAUACCGACGUGUUUUCCCCCCUCCCGGGCCGGACCAGGCUCGUCCAACAUGACAUCGUGACCGAGGCCGGGAAGAAAGUGCGGCUGCGACCCUACCGGAUCCCGGAAGCCAGAAGACAGGCCAUCAGGGAGGAGGUGGCCAAGAUGCUAGACUUGGGGGUGAUUGAGGAAUCCCAAAGCGCCUGGUCCAGCCCGGUAGUGUUGGUGCCAAAACCCGACGGAAGUUGGCGCUUCUGCAAUGAUUUCCGGAGACUCAACGAAAUCUCCCAAUAUGACGCCUACCCCAUGCCCCGAGUCGAUGAGCUGAUCGAGCGGCUCGGACCAGCCAGAUAUAUCAGCACCCUGGACCUCACCCGAGGGUACUGGCAGGUGCCCCUAACCCCCCGGGCGAGGGAAAAGACGGCCUUCGCCACCCCGGACGGCCUGUUCCAGUACAGAGUGCUGCCGUUUGGAGUCCACGGAGCCCCCGCCACCUUCCAACGCCUCAUGGACAAGAUCCUGAGGCCCCACAGGGAGUAUGCCGCCGCGUAUAUUGAUGACAUUGUGAUCCACAGUGCCGACUGGGAGAGCCACCUGAGGAGGCUGGAGACCGUGCUGGGGGCGCUCCGGGAGGCUGGGCUAACGACUAACCCCGCUAAAUGCCGCCUGGGCCUGGAGGAGGCCGAUUACCUAGGCCACACGGUGGGACGAGGGUGCAUACGACCCCAGAGCCGGAAGGUGGACGGAAUCGCGAACUGGCCACGACCCACCACCAAGAGGCAAGUUCGCACCUUCCUGGGACUCGUGGGAUAUUAUAGGCAGUUCAUCCCGGACUUCGCGUCUAGAGCAGCCCCACUACACGACCUAACAAAAAAAGAGCAAGGCCACACCGUGAAAUGGUCGGAGGAGGCAGAUCGGGCCUUCGUGGACCUGAGGGCUGCCCUGGGACAGGAGCCAGUGUUAGCCACCCCUAACUUUGCACAGAAAUUUGUCUUGCAGACCGACGCCUCAGAGACAGGACUGGGAGCCGUCCUGUCGCAGAUACAAGACGCAACGGAGCACCCCAUCACAUACAUCAGCCGGAAGCUCCUGAAACACGAGAGAAACUACAGCACGGUGGAGAAGGAGUGCCUGGCCAUCAGAUGGGCAGUGGGUAAGAUGAGGUAUUACCUCCUAGGCCGGGAAUUCAUACUAAUCACUGAUCAUGCCCCCCUGACCUGGAUGUAUCGGUGCAAGGACACCAACGCCAGGGUGACCCGAUGGUUCCUCGAACUCCAAAAUUUUAAAUUCAAGGUGGAACACAGGGCGGGGAGGCUCCAGGGAAACGCGGAUGCACUGUCGAGGAUGAAUGAGGGCCUGUAUUGUAACGCUCCCGCCGAGGGCUGGGAGCUGAGGGGGAGGAAAUGUGGUGGCCCGACCAGGGAUCGGUACACCACUGGGGUGGAACGGCCCGUGCGCCGGCGCCAAGAGUUGGGGAUGCUGAUUCAAUCUGAAUAUUUUCCCCUGUCCUAUCUAAGGGAACGAAUGGCCGAGCUUCACCGCUGA
Conger conger (European conger) is the source of this 3023-nucleotide messenger RNA. RefSeq names its product retrovirus-related Pol polyprotein from transposon 17.6. The transcript has 2 exons. Gene Ontology annotation, molecular function: nucleic acid binding. Gene Ontology annotation, biological process: DNA integration. The coding region runs from base 408 to 3023 and encodes 871 amino acids. NCBI's taxonomy places the organism in Eukaryota, Metazoa, Chordata, Actinopteri, Anguilliformes, Congridae. The record is from RefSeq and is a predicted model, not a curated record.